GCCGCCGCCGCGCCCAUGGCGUCCCGAAAGGCCCCGCCCGGCGCGGGCAGCGCGGCGGCGGCUGCUGGACGGGAGCGGGAGCGGGAGCGGGAGCGGGAACGGGCGCACCUGGAGCUCGCUGAGCUGGGGCCGCUCCUUGAGGAGAAGGGGGAACGAGGAGCCGCCGGAGCCGCCAGUGCCGAGGAGCCGCCGGGCACGGCGGCACGGGAGGAGGAGGAGGAGGAGGUGGUCCGGGUGCUGACCCUGCCCCUCCAGGCUCACCACGCGAUGGAAAAGAUGGAAGAGUUCGUGUACAAGGUGUGGGAGGGGCGCUGGCGGGUGAUCCCCUAUGACGUGCUGCCCGACUGGCUCAAGGACAACGAUUACCUCCUGCACGGCCACCGGCCCCCCAUGCCCUCCUUUCGCGCCUGCUUCCGCAGCAUCUUCCGCAUCCACACCGAGACGGGCAACAUCUGGACACACCUGCUGGGGUUCCUGCUGUUCCUGUGCCUGGGAAUCCUGACCAUGCUGCGGCCCAACAUGUACUUCAUGGCGCCGCUGCAGGAGAAGGUCGUGUUUGGGAUGUUCUUCCUGGGGGCCGUGCUUUGCCUCAGCUUCUCCUGGCUCUUCCACACCGUCUACUGCCACUCCGAGAAGGUCUCCCGCACCUUCUCCAAGUUGGAUUACUCGGGAAUCGCGCUGCUGAUCAUGGGCAGCUUCGUGCCCUGGCUCUACUACUCCUUCUACUGCUCCCCCCAGCCGAGGCUCAUCUACCUCUCCAUCGUCUGUGUCCUGGGAAUCUCCGCCAUCAUUGUGGCCCAGUGGGACCGAUUCGCCACUCCCAAGCACCGGCAGACACGGGCAGGGGUGUUCCUGGGGCUGGGGCUGAGCGGGGUGGUGCCCACCCUGCACUUCACCAUCGCCGAGGGCUUCGUGAAGGCCACCACGGUGGGGCAGAUGGGCUGGUUCUUCCUCAUGGCUGUCAUGUACAUCACGGGCGCCGCCCUCUACGCCGCCCGCGUGCCCGAGCGCUUCUUCCCGGGCAAGUUCGACAUCUGGUUCCAGUCCCAUCAGAUCUUCCACGUGCUGGUGGUGGCCGCAGCCUUUGUCCACUUCUACGGGGUGUCCAACCUGCAGGAAUUCCGCUACGGGCUGGAAGGGGGGUGCACGGACGACUCCCUGCUCUGAGGGCACCGCCUGCUUUUAGUCCAAGCUUUCCUCAAGUGCUUUUUAAACUCUUUUUGUCUUUGCUCAGAUCCAAGGAAGACUCAAAAACUGGGUUUGGGGGUUGCUGGUGGGGUUUUUUUGUUGUUCUUUGGGUUUGUUUUUUUUUAAAGAAACGGAGAAAUCCUUUAGGAAAGUCGUCGACCAAAUCUUCACCCCCUCCCCCCAGUGGGGUCUGGGGGAGGUUGGGGGCUCCCCCAGGCCGGGUUUAGCUGCACUGGGGCUCCCCCAGCACAGGGAGCAGCUGCUGUUCCUGCCCAGCCAAGCACAUCCCGCCUCUCACCGACCCCACAUAUCCCCCCGGGAAUUCUGCGGCUCCCAGGGCAGCUCCCGGGGCACAGAGCGUGUAAUUUAAAAUAUUUUAAUUGUCCUUUUUUUCGGUUUGGUUUUUCCUUGACCAUGUAAAGAGAAAGGAGGGUAUUUAAUAUUUAAACUGAGCUUUAAAGGCAGCCCCUCGGCCAGGAGGGGCAGGGGGGGCUGGUCUGGGAAUCAGAGCUGCUGUAGAGACAAUAAAAGGUCACUGUUUCAGUGUCACCCG
Molecule: messenger RNA, 1741 nt
Organism: Corapipo altera (White-ruffed manakin)
Lineage: Eukaryota; Metazoa; Chordata; Aves; Passeriformes; Pipridae
Gene: ADIPOR1
Product: adiponectin receptor 1
Exons: 7
Coding region: 16-1167 (383 amino acids)
Biological process (GO): adiponectin-activated signaling pathway
Cellular component (GO): plasma membrane
Molecular function (GO): signaling receptor activity
Source: RefSeq, a predicted model, not a curated record